Fomitopsis serialis is the source of this 234-nucleotide messenger RNA. RefSeq lists its product as uncharacterized. The transcript has 2 exons. NCBI's taxonomy places the organism in Eukaryota, Fungi, Basidiomycota, Agaricomycetes, Polyporales, Fomitopsidaceae. The coding region runs from base 1 to 234 and encodes 77 amino acids. The record is from RefSeq and is a predicted model, not a curated record.
AUGCGCUUUGCGGACAUCCCGUGGCCCGUUCUACCUCCUGAACUCUCCGGACGACUCCGAGGCUGGGAAGAAGGACGGAAGGACAAGCUUCGGGAAACGAUGCUGCGCUUUCACCCGGACAAAUUCGAGGGCCGGAUAUUGAAGCUUGUCGCGGAAGAUGAGCGGGAGACUGUUAUGGAGGCGGUGGGCAUCGUCGUGCGCGUGGUCAGCGGGCUGAUGGGUGACGGGAAGUAG